UAUAUAUAAAUAUUAAAUUGAAUGAGUGCACCAAUAAAGAUUGUAAUGCUCGGAGAGGGUGAGAUAUAUUCAUUUUAUCUUUAGGAAGAGUAGGGAAGACUUGUCUGACUUUGAGAUAUUGUUAAGAUCAAUUUAAUGAAAAUUAAGAAUCAUCUGUCAAUGCCACUUAUUUUGAUAAAGUUGUAGACCUCGGAGGUGGCAAGGAUAUUAAAUUGGCAAUUUGGGUAUUUGAAUAAUAAAUUUCUAAAGGACACUGCCGGUCAAGAAAUAUUUCAUGCACUGACCACCGUAUAUUAUCGAGAUGCUUAUGGCGCUGUACUUGUUUAUGAUGUCACUUACAAAGAGUCAUUCCUGAAAGUAGACCAUUCAAAUCAACUUAUAGGUAGAAAAAUGGGUAGAGGAGUUAAGACAAUUUGGAACCAAAGAUAUUUCAAUAGUUGUUGCAGGAAACAAGUGCGAUAUGAAGAAUUAAAUGCAAAUUGAUAAAAAUGAAGUUGAAGAGUAUUGCAAAAAGAUUGGAGCAAAGCAUUUCUUUACGUCAGCCAAAGCAGGGGUAGGCAUUACUGAAUUGUUUAGAUCUUUAGGCGAAAGUAUACAUUUGAUUAACUUAGGCAUCUCAAUCAAAGUCUAGGCUUAAGAAAGCAAAGGCAAGAAAAAGAAAGGUCUCUAAAUCAAAGAUGUAAAAGACACUAAGAAAUCAAACUCAAAAAACGAUGGAUGUUGUUGAAUUAAAA
Messenger RNA from Paramecium octaurelia, 734 nucleotides. Lineage: Eukaryota; Ciliophora; Oligohymenophorea; Peniculida; Parameciidae. The record is from the annotation of a GenBank genome assembly.